This is a messenger RNA of Symbiodinium natans, 285 nucleotides long. Lineage: Eukaryota; Dinophyceae; Suessiales; Symbiodiniaceae. The record is from the annotation of a GenBank genome assembly.
GCAGAGUUCUUCGCUGAUGGCGGCUUCGAUGACAUCUGCUACGCGGUGCCGAUUACUGCCGACAAGCUCCCACAAGCCGGACGUCUCGUGGAACGCCUCGAAGCCUUCCACGUCGCUGUCGAUCACCCUGCCGCCGUCGACGCCCUUCUGGAGAGGCCGCCGUGCGCAAACAAGGCUUGGUCGGUGUUUCUGAUGGUGGACUGCGGCUACGGCCGCGACGGUGUCGACCCGGAGGAUCCCGCAACUGUUGACCUGGCUCGACGACUGACUGCAGACCCGGGCAAG